Miscanthus lutarioriparius is the source of this 1515-nucleotide messenger RNA. Lineage: Eukaryota; Viridiplantae; Streptophyta; Magnoliopsida; Poales; Poaceae. The record is from the annotation of a GenBank genome assembly.
AUGCCCCGACCCAAGCCCGCCGCUGCCGCCGCCGCCGCCGGCGGCGGCGGCGGCUGGCUCUCACGGUGGGGGUGGGACCUCAUGCUCGGAUCGAUCGCCGCGUUCUACGCCGUCAUGUCGCCCUACACCAAGGUGGAGGAGAGCUUCAACGUGCAGGCCAUGCAUGAUAUUCUUUGUCACAGUUAUCACAUCGAGAAGUAUGAUCAUUUAGAAUUUCCUGGAGUUGUUCCUCGAACAUUUAUAGGAGCAUUUGUUAUCUCUAUUCUCUCAUCACCGACAGUCUUUGUAUUGCGUUUACUUCAUGUUCCAAAGUUCUAUAGUCUUCUUACAGUUCGAUUAACAUUGAGUUGUGUCACUUUGAUGAGUUUGAGACUUCUCAGAGUUCAGGUAAAAAAGAAGUUUGGCCAUCAAGCAGAAGCAUUCUUUGUGGUACUAACUGCUAUCCAGUUUCACUUGCUGUUCUACUCAAGCCGUCCGCUUCCAAAUAUCUUUGCUUUAGCUUUAGUCAACUUGGCAUACUCUUUCUGGUUCAAGGGAAGCUACCUAUGUACAUUACAGGCUCUGAUUGUUGCAGCAGUUGUUUUUAGAUGUGAUAUGAUUCUGCUUCUUGGCCCAAUAGGGCUUGCACUUUUGCUCAGCAGAUCUGUUUCUCUGUUGGAAGCAGUAAAAUAUUGCAUAAGCACUGCCCUUAUAUGCAUCGGAUUUACCGUGCUAGUUGACUCUAUAAUGUGGCGUCGAAUCCUGUGGCCAGAAUUUCAAGUUCUCUGGUUUAAUUCAGUUCUGAAUCGGAGCUCAGAAUGGGGUACCCACUCAAUUCAUUGGUACUUUACCUCGGCGCUUCCACGUUCCAUGAUUGUGGCAUACCCUCUUUGCAUGGUUGGUGCUCUUCUUGAUAGAAGGAUAGUACCUUACAUGCUUCCGGUCUUCUUAUUUGUUGUGCUCUAUUCAAAACUUCCACAUAAGGAACUUCGUUUCAUAAUUGGCUCAAUUCCCAUGUUUAAUGUGUCUGCUUCACUAGCAGCUAGCAGACUAUAUAACAACCGAAAGAAAGCUGGGUGGAAUUUGCUUUAUAUUCUCAUGCUUGGUGCCUUUCUUGUCAGUCUAGGAUACUCUACUGUGACUUUUAUGGCAUCCUACAACAAUUAUCCUGGUGGCUAUGCUUUAAAGGCUCUACACGAAGCAGAUUCUUCAGUGAAGGAAAAGAUGGUACAUAUUGAUGCCUUCACUGCGAUGAGUGGGGUUUCUCGUUUCUGUGAAAAUGAAUAUCCUUGGAGAUACUCCAAGGAGGAAGAAAUUCCCAUUGAAGAAUUUGAGAAAAGGAAUUUCACCUAUCUACUGAAUGAACACCGCUCCAUUGGUGGCUACCAGUGCUUGUUUGCUGUGGAUGGAUUCUCCAGAGUAAAACUUAAACCCCAAAUUCCCCCGCUUUCUCUGGUGAAAGAACCCAAGGUGUUCGCACAUGGGAAUAUGAGAGACCCUGACGUUCUUUCACUGAAUUGGCCCGGUUGUCCUUGA